Molecule: messenger RNA, 3905 nt
Organism: Exserohilum turcica Et28A
Lineage: Eukaryota; Fungi; Ascomycota; Dothideomycetes; Pleosporales; Pleosporaceae
Exons: 3
Coding region: 72-3746 (1224 amino acids)
Cellular component (GO): nucleus
Molecular function (GO): RNA binding; poly(A) RNA polymerase activity
Source: RefSeq, a predicted model, not a curated record
AUUCCAGCAACCCGCUUUGCUUUUCUUUCUUUAUCCUAUUUCCCAGUUGAAAUUAUUACGAUACCCCAGUUAUGGCGUUCACCGGUGCAUUUACCACACCUGCGCGGAUUCCAACGACAUCAUAUGACACGGCGCUGUGUAUUAUACCACCUAGGUCGCAGGGCGGCCACGUAGAUCAGUUGCGCGAGCUUUAUGACAAGGCUUUUGGGAGAUGGCCAGCACAUGUCAACCUCAUAUACCCAUUUGUAGCGCCAGAAAAUCUUCCACGAGCUAAGCAACAAAUCCAAGAGCAUUUUGCAGAGCACUUGGAUCAAAGCAAGCCAGUCGACGUCAAACUAGGCCAAGCCGGAUGCUUCGCGCAAAAGAACAAGUACACCAUCUUCCUUACAGAAGAUAAUGAGAAAGCCUCACCUUCAACUCUUCAAUCGCUACGAACAAUAGCCCUGGAAUCUCUAGGACAAAAGACUGUUCAAUCUACCCUGCACCUUACUGUUGGGCAGUCGCAAGACAGCACCAUUCUCUCGCGGGCGUUUCUCCUAGAAAAAGCCCGAUUACUACCUGCCCUGCAAUUUGGCGUUGCAAGACUUGCUAUUUUGAUACGCGAACGCGUGACUGGCUCCGAGUCAACAGAUCACAUGCGCCUCUACGAUACCAUUGAUAUCUGCUCCGGUAGUGUUUCACAGCUGGACGAGUCCAAUUACUGGGUGCAGAGACUGCCCUCAAGUGUGACGGCACUCGGAUAUGAGGAGGAUGCUCAAGACGAGAUGGCCCAACGAGAAAUUAAGCCCUACGAUCAAGGUGUACAGUCGGGAUCGACCUUCCACUUUGAUGAAGAUGAAUACAAGUGGGCCGCCUACUCCGCUGAGGAUGCCGAAAUCGAAGUUGAGGCUUUAUCAGUCGCAAGCUACAACGUCUUGAUAGAUACCGAGUACCCGCCAACGCACGACCGCGAUCCUCUGCUAAUCAGUACCAUUCUUUCUGACUCUGCAAUGGCGAAUAUUCUGGUACUUCAAGAAGUAUCCGAUGAUUUCCUGUCUUACCUGCUAAGCGACGGCGAGAUUCAGCGAAGAUAUCCGUUCGCUUCCCAUGGACCACCUGCGCAGCCGGACAUUGGACCGCUACCUAAUCUACGCAACAUCGUUGUCCUGAGCUGCUAUCCCUUUUCAUGGAAGCUGGUUUCAUUUUAUCGCAGACACAAGGGCGCCAUUGUUGCGCAUUUCCCAGGUAUUGCUGCAUCUGGCUCGGCGGACUCCCAAGGCCUUGUAAUUGCUGGUGUCCACUUGACUGCUGGUCUUACGGACGGAGCAGUCGCAACCAAGAGGGCUCAGAUGAAGACUUUGGUGGGCUAUCUCGAGCAAAACCAUGACGAGGAGCCAUGGAUCGUCACAGGCGAUUUCAAUCUUGUCACCUCGACCUACACCAUAGACGCUGCUUGCAAGAACAAGGCUAUUACUGACGAGACCGCCAACACACUAGUCUCUAUAGAGACUUCCAUCAGCGAUGCUGGUUUACUGGAUGCCUGGUCCGUUUCCCGAGUAGAAGCAACCGACCAGACACGUAUUGCUGACGCAGGAGAGCUGUUCGAAGGCGAAGAGGGGGCGACCUUUGAUCCGCAAAACAACAGGCUUGCUGCUGGGACUACUACCACUUCACACGACCGCCCGCAACGCUAUGACAGGAUCCUUGUUCGCCCAAAACAUACGCUUCGCAUCAGCCGCUUCAAUCACUUUGGUCUUCCUGAGAUAAUCGACGAUGUUCAGGUAGUCGCCAGCGAUCAUUACGGAGUGAGAACACAAAUGCGCAUUGCGAGUGGUGUAGCGGACAACGCUAUCAAUACUGAUGCAGUAAACCAGCCCGUUGUUCAAAUGAAGCGCUCAAUUGUGACCUUAUCCGAUGCGUCAGCCAUAAACUCGGUGCUUGCGGUGCAUGGUAUGAUUCCCGACGAAGAGCAGGCAAAACAACGACAAGACGCAUUUUCAACUCUCCAACAAGUCAUAUUAAACAAGCCUAGUGAUGCCGAGUCUGAGCAAUCGGAUAUUCCACUGGUCAUGGUGCCAGUCGGCUCAUAUGCUCUUGGUGUUUGGACAUCCAACUCAGACGUUGACUGUCUCUGCAUCGGCACCAUCAGCUCCAAAACCUUCUUCAAACUUGCCAGACAGCGACUCAUCAAAGCUGGAGAUACCCAGGUGCGCAUCUUGAGGAAGGUUGAGGCCAGCACGGGCACUAUGCUUGAACUUUCCAUCAAUGGCAUAUUGAUGGACUUGCAAUACUGUCCCGCAGCGCAGGUUGUCGAAAGAUGGGCUGAGUUUGCAGACAUUCCAGCAUCCGAUCCUAUCUUCAAUCUCUCUCUCCUCUCCCUCCGCAAGCUGAAGCCGUACCGCGACUUGCUAUACAUGCAGCGCACACUACCAUCGUGCUCAUUGUUCCGUCUAGCGUACCGAUGUAUUAAGCUGUGGGCUGUUCAGCGCGGUGUUUAUUCUGCAAAGUUUGGUUAUCUUGGUGGCGUACACAUUACGCUCAUGCUCUCCUGGGUUUGCAAGCGACUUGCGCAUGAUGUCGGUUCAGUCAGCGUUGCGGAUCUCGUCGCAAGCUUCUUCUAUCACUACGGACACUUUGACUGGGCCAAUGCGAUGGUUUACGAUGCCUUCUUUCACAAGAAGCAGCCGCGUUAUCACCGUAGUGCCAGGGAGCCCAUGGUGGUUCUGGGCUUCCACGCGCCCAACUCCAACAUUGCACACACUUCUACUACCCCUGGUCUACAGACGCUGGUCAAAGAGUUCAAGGCUGCUGAUGCAAAACUCAGUAAGCCAGGAAUGACAUGGGAAGAGUUCUUCGGAGCAUCCCCAAAAGCAAGUUUAGAUGUGCAACUUCCUCUUGGAGCCGUGGAGUUUCUCAGCACCUACAAUGACUUUGUCAAGAUCGACAUACAGUUCUGGGGACGCACACUGGCAAAGGAUAAGAGCUUGAUUGGUUGGAUUGAGUCGAGGUGCAUAUCCCUCGUUGUCGAUAUCCACAAGGCACUCCCAGAAUCAGAAGUGCGGAUCUGGCCAGCUCGAUUCACAGACAGCGCUCCCAGCGAUUCAGGCGAUAGCAGCGACUACCAAGGAUGCUACCUGGUUGGUUUGUCCAAGGCCGCAGAGGCUGGUUCGGCACGGAGCGCCGAAGACAAGCAAACAGCCAAACAAGCGUUGGACAAAGUGCUCGACCGCUUCCUCACACAACUCCGAACUGACGAGAAAAACUUCGACUCGACAACUUGCUGGAUCGAUGCUUCGCUGGUGAAAUCGCGCGACGUCAAGGGCCUGCGACUAGACGACCGAGAAUGGGGCAACUACGCCAUGGAUCUUGAAUCAGAUUCGGAUGACGAAGAAGAUGUUGAGGAAGACGUUGGAGAUGCUGAAGACGCCAAACCACAACGAGCAGUACCUCAGCGCCCCAAACCCACCCCAACACCUGUCUCAAGAGCAAAGCUGCGACCUGCAUCCGAUGUUCUCAACCGAUUGCGCUGGGACCCGAGUCUCGAUCCAAGCGACUAUAUCAUUGGAUACGAAGACCGCUUCCUUGGUGCAAAAGAGACGGGACUAGAGAAGUGGAAGACGGAGCAGACGGAUGAGGAGUUUAUUCCUCAGCAUAGGAUACUUUACUUCAAGAAGAGGGGUGGGGAUGAUGGGAGGGGAGAAGUUGUGUGGGAGAGGGCGACGAGGAUAGACAAGGUAUUUGGGAGUGGGCUUGGUACGGGAGAGUAGAUGUGUUUAGAUAUUAUGAAGGAAGUAAGAUUUACUGGAGUUGGCCAUCAAUAGAUGCUGCCUGGUAACAACCCUGAUGCGUGUUCUGUUUGUAUAAUUCUGCACAAAAACCGACAUCGCAAGCCGCAUUGUUGGGAGUGAGCAAUAAUUGUGGUUUGU